UGCGGGAUGCUCUCGCUGUACGCGGAGCAGAACAGAUCGCAGACAGAUCGCGCGCACGCGAGCCCCAGACUUCGGAACUGAGCGAGUGUCCACGUCCCAGCCUCGCCAUGGCUCCUGGAGAGAAGAUCAAAGCCAAAAUCAAGAAGAAUCUGCCGGUGAGGGGGCCCCAGGCACCUACAAUCAAAGAGCUGAUGCGGUGGUACUGCCUGAACACCAACACCCACGGCUGCCGCCGCAUCGUUGUGUCCCGUGGCCGCCUGCGCCGCCUGCUCUGGAUUCUGUUCACGCUCACCGCCGUGGCCCUGAUCUUCUGGCAGUGUGCACUCCUCGUGGCCUCCUUCUACACCGUCUCUGUCUCCAUCAAAGUCCACUUCCAGAAGCUGGAUUUUCCUGCUGUCACCAUCUGCAACAUCAACCCUUAUAAGUACAGUGUGGUGCGGGACCUUCUAGCUGACUUGGAACAGGAGACCAGAGUGGCUCUGAAGACCCUGUAUGGCUUUCCAGAGAAUACGUCUCGAAAACGCCGAGAGGCAGAGUCCUGGAAUUCGGCUUGGGAGGGCACACGGCCCAAAUUCCUCAAACUGGUCCCACUGAUGGCUUUCAGUCAGGAUGAGACCGGCGAGGUCAGGGACUUCCUCACAGGGCGGAAGCGGAAAUUCAGUGGGCGCAUCAUUCACAAGGCGUCGGAUGCCAUGGAUGUGCACACAUCUAAGGAGGUGGUGGGAUUCCAACUGUGUUCAAAUGACACGUCCCACUGUGCCCUCUACACCUUCAGCUCGGGGGUCAAUGCCAUCCAGGAGUGGUACAAGCUGCACUACAUGAACAUCAUGGCACAGGUCCCUCUGGAGAAGAAAAUCAACAUGAGCUACUCCGCGGAGGAGCUGCUGGUUACCUGCCUCUUCGACGGGGUGUCCUGCGAUGCCAGAAACUUCACGCUUUUCCACCAUCCAAUGUAUGGGAAUUGCUACACGUUCAACAACCGAGAGAAUGAGACUAUCCUCAGCACGUCCAUGGGGGGAAGCGAAUAUGGGCUGCAGGUCAUCUUGUACAUAAACGAAGAGGAGUACAACCCCUUCCUGGUGUCCUCCAGCGGGGCCAAGGUGAUUGUCCAUCGGCAGGAUGAAUACCCCUUCAUCGAGGACGUGGGAACAGAGAUCGAGCCUGCCAUGGCCACCUCCAUAGGGAUGCACCUGACGGAGUCCUUCAAGCUGAGCGAGCCCUACAGCCAGUGCACAGAGGACGGGAGCGACGUGCCGAUCAGUAAUAUCUACAGCGCUGCAUAUUCCCUCCAGAUCUGCCUUCACUCGUGCUUCCAGACAAAGAUGGUGGAGAAAUGUGGGUGUGCCCAGUAUAACCAGCCUCUGCCUCCAGCAGCCAACUACUGCAACUAUCAGCAGCACCCCAACUGGAUGUACUGCUAUUACGAGCUGCACCAGGCCUUUGUCCGGGAGGAGCUGGGCUGCCAGGCAGUGUGCCGGGAAGCCUGCAGCUUUAAGGAGUGGACACUGACCACCAGUCUGGCACAGUGGCCAUCCGUGGUUUCCGAGAAAUGGUUGCUGCCCAUUCUCACAUGGGACCAAGGCCAGCAAAUAAAGAAAAAACUCAACAAGACAGACUUGGCCAAACUCUUGAUAUUCUACAAAGACCUGAACCAGAGAUCCAUCAUGGAGAGCCCUGCCAACAGCAUCGAGAUGCUUCUAUCCAACUUUGGUGGCCAGCUGGGCCUGUGGAUGAGCUGCUCUGUCGUCUGUGUCAUUGAGAUCAUUGAGGUCUUCUUCAUCGACUUCUUCUCUAUCAUCGCCCGCCGCCAGUGGCAGAAGGCCAAGGAGUGGUGGGCCCGGAGGCAUGCUCCCCCUGGCCCUCAGGGCCAGGACAACCCGGGCCUCGAUAUAGACGAUGACCCGCCCACUUUCACCUCUGCGUUGCGCCUGCCUCCAGCCCCAGGGACCCAGGUGCCUGGCACACCACCUCCCAGAUACAAUACCUUGCGUUUGGAGAGGGCUUUCUCCAGCCAGCUCACAGACACCCAGGUACCACCUGAGUCCUGAGGCAGGGAGGUGAAGAGAGAUGUAGCUAGGAACCCCAGCCAUGGUCUGAGAAUUUAGACCUUGUCUCCUGCACAUGGAGGGGACCUUUGGCACCCCCUCUGGGCUUUUAAGAGACAUUGACUAAAGGUCGGCUUUGACCAACAACAUGGGACUUGGGUGUGUGCAGGGGACCCACUGGACCCUGCCCAGCCACCCUCAUAGCCAUCCAGGGUGAGAAAGAUCCAGCCACCCAACCCCCCCCCCACAUCUGCUCCAGAGAGAGAUGGGGGCCGAGGAAAUGGUGUCCGACCGGCCGAAGGCCAGAAGGGAAGCCUGACAGAGCUUUCACCAGAUCUUGAGAGAGAGAAAGACUCCUUCAAAGCCCCAAGCUGGAAGUUUCACCCACUCCUCCAGCCUGGGCUGAGGCCCAAGGGUAUGACGUGAAGGAUCAAGGGCAGACAACCACUGCCUAGUGCCAAAGCCAGGAAGAAGCGCCAGCCCUGGAGCUGGGGCUGUUUGUGAAUAAACUGUUCUUAGUUUUUGACUUUGGGGCAAGGUCUCUCCUCUGUGCCCUCAGGCAGGGAGCUGGCCUGAGGUCCUUGGAGCAUGUAGGGGGAGAGAGUGCAAUAAAGGGAGGUCUGGGGGUGUGACAGGAGGUCCUCAAGGCAGGGGUGGGGCCAUGUUCUGGGCAGCUAAGCCAGUGCCCUGGGCCCCUUACCCAAGCACAGAAAGGCCCGUGAAAGGGCCUUGCUGAACACCCCUGUCCAGUGGUGGCCCAAGGCACAAAGGAUCAUCUGAUAACUCACCUCAGCCUCUCUUCCUCCCAGGAGCACCCCUACUUCCCCCCCAGCAAGCCAACCACCGCAGACAACCGUUUUUGGACUCACACUUUGCAACAUGAUAAUACCUAACAUGUGGGAAGCGCACAGGAGGUGUUCAAUGUUAGCUCAGCAAUGGUGUGCUGGGUGCUGUUCUAAGCACUUACAGAGAUAAGCAUUGGGGACAGUAAACUGCAACCCAUAGGCCAGAUCCUGUUUUUGCUCAUGACCUAGGAAUAUUUUUUUAUUUCACUUUUCUCAAUGAUUAAAAAGAUCAGAAGAUAACUCUUUUGUGACUCAUGGAAAUUAUAUAAGAUUGCAUCUUCAGUGUCCACAAAUAAAGUUUUAUUGGCACACAGCCAUGACCAUUCAUUUACGUAUUAUCUGCACCUGUAUUUGUGCUACAACAGCCGCCAUCCAAGUAACUGCAACAGAGACCCUAAGUUC
This is a messenger RNA of Ailuropoda melanoleuca (giant panda), 3292 nucleotides long. RefSeq names its product sodium channel epithelial 1 subunit gamma (gene SCNN1G). Gene Ontology annotation, biological process: sodium ion transmembrane transport. Lineage: Eukaryota; Metazoa; Chordata; Mammalia; Carnivora; Ursidae. The record is from RefSeq and is a predicted model, not a curated record. Gene Ontology annotation, molecular function: ligand-gated sodium channel activity. Gene Ontology annotation, cellular component: sodium channel complex; plasma membrane. Bases 108 to 2048 code for a protein of 646 amino acids. The transcript has 13 exons.